AUGACUAGAAUGGAACAGCCGAGCAGUGAACAGGAGGAGCUGAGCCUGGAGCUCACCCUCCGCCCAAUGGCGCCGGAGCCCCGCGUCGGCUUCUUCCUCUGCGUGUACUGUGACCGCAAGUUCAUCACCUCGCAGGCGCUCGGCGGCCACCAGAACGCGCAUAAGCACGAGCGCCGCGUCGCCAAGCGCCGCCAGCAGACCGCCGCCGCUGGGGAGGGUUUGCCGGCUGCGGCGCGGGACGAGAGGCUGCCCUGGCCCAGGUACGACACAGGUCUCGUGUCUGCGGCUGGGACGGCUGCUGCUGGUGGCAAGGCGCACAAGCACGGCAGGAGCUGGUCGGUGCACGGCGCCGUGGACGACGUCGACUUGUCUCUCCGUCUAUGA
Messenger RNA from Aegilops tauschii subsp. strangulata, 384 nucleotides. RefSeq names its product zinc finger protein 2. Gene Ontology annotation, molecular function: DNA-binding transcription factor activity. Lineage: Eukaryota; Viridiplantae; Streptophyta; Magnoliopsida; Poales; Poaceae. The record is from RefSeq and is a predicted model, not a curated record.